Molecule: messenger RNA, 648 nt
Organism: Linum trigynum
Lineage: Eukaryota; Viridiplantae; Streptophyta; Magnoliopsida; Malpighiales; Linaceae
Source: the annotation of a GenBank genome assembly
AUGGAAGAAGGCAACAGAGGAAGCCAGUUCAAGAGGAUCUGCGUGUUCUGCGGAAGCAACUCUGGCAAUAGAGAUGUCUUCAGUGACGCGGCUCUUCAGUUAGGGGAUGAACUGGUUAAGAGAAGGAUAGACCUUGUUUAUGGUGGAGGAAGUGUUGGACUAAUGGGUCUGAUAUCCCAGAAAGUUUAUGAUGGGGGCUGUCAUGUUCUUGGUGUCAUCCCGAAAGCACUGAUGCCUAUUGAGAUUUCAGGUGAAUCGGUGGGAGAAGUAAGAACAGUAUCAGAUAUGCACGAGCGUAAGGCUACAAUGGCCAAAGAAGCGGAUGCUUUUAUUGCUUUACCUGGGGGAUAUGGAACCAUGGAAGAACUGUUGGAGAUGAUUACAUGGUCGCAACUUGGUAUUCAUGAGAAACCGGUUGGACUGCUAAAUGUUGAGGGCUAUUAUGAUAGUUUACUAUCACUAUUUGACAAAGGUGUCCAAGAAGGUUUUAUCAAGCCUGGUGCUCGCAGCAUAGUUGUGUCUGCUCCAACGGCAAGAGAACUUCUGGAAAAGAUGGAGCUAUACAUCCCAUCGCAUAAACAUGUAGCUCCUCACAAGAGCUGGAAUAUGGAGCAAUUGGGCGAUUAUCCAACAAACCAGAGCACAUAA